AUGCUUCCGGCAGCCACCACAGCGACGAAGCGCGUCGUGCACUCGACGAUGGCCUACAACCCGCGCCAGCAUACGCUCCUCGUCGUCGGCGGCAAUGGCUUCGUGGGCAGCAACAUCCUCCAGCGCGCCGUCGCCAAGGGUAUCGAGGUGCGCAGCUUGAACCGAUCGGGCAAGCCGACGUGGGGCGAUCAAGUGCCAUGGGUCGACAAGGUCGAAUGGAUCCAAGGCGACGUCUUCUCGCCGACCGAUCUGGCCAAGGCCGUGGACGGGGUCACGGGCGUCAUUACGACGGUCGGCGCCUUUGGCAGCAAUGAAUUCAUGCAGAAGAUGUGCGGCGACGCCAACAUUGAAGUCGUUCGCGCGGCCAAGGCCGGCGAGGUCGAUCGCGUCGUCUUCAUCUCCGAGUCGCGCGUGGGCAAGGACAUUCCGACGUGGGCGCCGCUGUACGGGUACUUUAACGGCAAGCAGCGUGUCGAAGACGCCAUUGCCGCCCACUUUCCAACGACCGGCGUCUGCCUGCGCCCGGGCAUGAUCUACGGCACGCGUCGCGUCGGCAACUACCUCCUUCCGCUGCAGUGCGUGGGCGGGCCCAUGCGCUUCAUUGGGCGCGACCUCGGUCCGGUCUCGACGUUUGUGUCACGCAUCCCGAUCGUCGGCGCCGAGCUGCAGGCGGCGUGCCCUGUCAACGCCGUGGCCAAGGCGGCCGUACUGGGCGCCCUUGGGCCUGCGCCGGGCACGCAUCUCGACACGUCAAGCAUCCUCUCGUUCGCCGAGUCGUUCCACACGAUGACGUAG
Molecule: messenger RNA, 795 nt
Organism: Saprolegnia diclina VS20
Lineage: Eukaryota; Oomycota; Saprolegniomycetes; Saprolegniales; Saprolegniaceae
Exons: 7
Coding region: 1-795 (264 amino acids)
Cellular component (GO): mitochondrion
Molecular function (GO): protein-containing complex binding
Source: RefSeq, a predicted model, not a curated record